Molecule: messenger RNA, 1661 nt
Organism: Nymphaea colorata (pocket water lily)
Lineage: Eukaryota; Viridiplantae; Streptophyta; Magnoliopsida; Nymphaeales; Nymphaeaceae
Biological process (GO): DNA repair; DNA damage checkpoint signaling
Cellular component (GO): checkpoint clamp complex
Source: RefSeq, a predicted model, not a curated record
UGAAGACCCAUUGUUAGAAACGCAUUUUCUCCUUUUUUUGGAGUUAUAUAUUGAAAAAGCAUUUUAAACCUUGCAAGGCCCAGCGUCUUCGUUGUUGUUCCAUCCCUGCCGUUUUGGCGGGAGAGAGAGUGAUGAGUUCCUCGGAACCGGUGGAUGGUGGGAGCGAGCUGCCAGACUUGGUUUGCCGCUUGGAAAAUGCCCAAGGAAUUGUAGAUACACUCACCUCUGUUCGGUGGAAGAAGCACCAGGAUGCGCUAGUCGAGAUAUCGGAACACGGAAUCGUUCUCGUUGUCGAAGAAUCGGGAUGCCUCCAGGCCAAGGUCUACCUUAAAAAGGAGCUCUUCUAUGUCUAUGAUUAUGGCGCUAGGGGCCGUACUAGAUUUGGGCUUGGAUUGGGCCUCUUUGUUGAUUGCCUCAAUUCUUUUACUGUCCCUGGGGGCUCAUUUGAUAUCGAGAUUCGCUAUCCGGGGCCCGAUAUGCAGCUCAUGAUCAAGGCGGUUGAUUCACCUGAUAUGUGUAUCUAUGCUGAAAUUCGCACAAGGAUCCCAGAAACAUUCUCAUGGGAUCAUGACUUUGAAACAGCAGGCAAUGCUCCAAUAUGUUUUACUGUUAAGUCUGCAGUUCUGAAGGAAGCAAUAGAUGACCUUGAGUGGCCAGGUUCAGGUAUUCAGAUAGUGCUUAACCCUGAUCCACCUUCUGUUACAUUGAGAGGUGAAGGUCAUGGAGAUUUACAGAUUGACUUCUUAUAUUAUGCAAGUACUGAUCUUCUGAACUCAUUUCAAUGUGAUCACCAGGUCUCCUACAGGUACAAGUACAAGUUUCUACACGCAACAACUUCCAAUAUUCCUGCUAGUGUCAUAAAGGACAAUCGUGCUAGCAGAUUGACCAUAGGAAGAGGUGGGAUUUUGAAGGUCCAGCAUCUAGUUUCUGUUGUAAGACAAGGACAUGCUCAUGGUGAUCCUGUAGGAUGUCAGCAAGUUGGACGCAUUGCCUAUAUUGAGUUUUAUGUCAAACCUGAAGAAGAUGUCGACACUGAAGCUGGCUAAUUGGAUAACAGAUGCCUGCUUAUCUUUCUCAAUGACAAUGAGAUACUCUUUCUGGUAUGGUGUUUGAGUUCGUUUAAGACAGUUUUGGUUGAUGCUAAGAAAAUUUUUCUUGUAGAAGAUCCAAUCUAAGCUUAGUGUACAUCAUUGCUUUUAGAAAUGACGAAGAGUUAGAGUCUACCUGAUGAUGAGUAGAUUUGGUCAAGCUGGAGUAUAUUGGGAGACUUUUCGAAGCAAGUUUGGAUACACAGUUUUGCUUUACAGGUUCUGGUAAAGCGUCCAGAAUUUAUUGGUGUUAACAUAAUAAGAAACUUCAGUCAUGCCGAUACAUCAUUCAUAUUGGGAAAUUAUGUGAUCAACCUCCUUUAUUUGCCCUUUAACAUCUGAGCUUGCUCAAGAACUCUGAAGCUUGGGCAUUGGAAGCUUGCAUAGGUUCCUCUUUGUGGGUGCGUGUUGUGGACAACAUUUUGCAUUCUACCAUGUUAAGGAGUUACAAAGAUAUUGUGGCGAUGGGUAAUUGUUCAGUGCUUUUGUAUGAUGUUCUGGAGAUUGUCCAUUCUACCAUGUUCAGGAGUUACAAAAUAUUGCGCAGAUGGGUAAUGGUUCAGUGCUUCUGUA